This is a messenger RNA of Hibiscus syriacus, 951 nucleotides long. Its product is annotated as epoxide hydrolase A-like. NCBI's taxonomy places the organism in Eukaryota, Viridiplantae, Streptophyta, Magnoliopsida, Malvales, Malvaceae. The record is from RefSeq and is a predicted model, not a curated record. The transcript has 3 exons. The coding region runs from base 1 to 951 and encodes 316 amino acids. Gene Ontology annotation, molecular function: hydrolase activity.
AUGGAGAAGAUAGAGCACACCACAGUGACCACCAAUGGCAUAAACAUGCACAUCGCGAGGAUCGGUUCGGGCCCGGUUAUCCUCUUCCUGCACGGUUUCCCCGAGCUUUGGUACUCAUGGCGCCACCAGCUCCUUUCGCUGUCAUCUCUAGGGUACCAUUGUGUGGCUCCCGAUCUUCGUGGAUACGGUGACACCGACGCUCCCGCUUCUGCGGCUUCGUACACCGUUUUCCACGUCGUGGGGGAUCUCGUGGGCCUCCUCGACGUGCUCGGUGUCGAGCGAGUGUAUUUGGUGGGACAUGAUUGGGGCGCACUGAUUGCUUGGUCGUUUUGCCAGUUCAGGCCAGAUAGAGUCAAGGCUUUGGUGAACCUUAGCGUGGCGUAUCCGCCAAGGAACCCUAUGGUGAAGCCCGUGGAAGGGCUCAGGGCUUUGUUUGGGGACGAUUACUACGUUUGUAGGUUCCAGGAACCUGGGGAGAUUGAAGACGACUUGGCUCAAUUGGGCACCCAAAAGCUUUUUAAGUUGUUUUUUACCUCUCGUGAUCCACGACCAUUUCGUAUAUCUAAAGAAACUGGGUUGAGAGGAUGGCCCAAUCCCCCACCCCUGCCCUCCUGGUGCUCUGAACAUGACAUUGAUUACUUUGCCAACAAAUUCAACCGGACCGGAUUCACCGGAGGACUGAACUAUUAUCGAGCUAUGGACCGGAACUGGGAACUUACGGCACCUUGGACUGGAUUGCCGAUCAAGGUACCGGUUAAAUUUGUCGUCGGUGACCUCGACAUUACGUAUCACAUCCCCGGCAUAAAGGGAUACAUACACGACGGCGGAUUCAAGAAAGACGUGCCGCUGUUGCAGGAAGUAGCCGUCGUGGAAGGAGCAGCCCACUUUAUCAACCAAGAAAAACCAGAGGAGAUUAGCAUGCACAUUUACGACUUCAUUAAGAAAUUCUGA